This is a messenger RNA of Punica granatum (pomegranate), 974 nucleotides long. NCBI's taxonomy places the organism in Eukaryota, Viridiplantae, Streptophyta, Magnoliopsida, Myrtales, Lythraceae. The record is from RefSeq and is a predicted model, not a curated record.
UUUUCUUGUUGGGAAAGAAUUUACAAUGACAGUAGUGUUACUCAAAUAAAUAGGAAAUUAUUCCACUGUAAAUCCCCCACCUGUGUCUGCAAUGUUUCUAUAUAUUACAAGAAUCCUACCUCAGAUCACACUUAUUCUCUCUUGCCUCAUUUUCACCCCUCUCACUCUCUUCCCCUCUUGAAGUACAGAAGAUAAGAGAACUAGUGGUUCAUGGAUGAAUCAUGGAAGCUCCAAUAUUCAUCAUCGCCUCCGACAUCGUCUUCGAGUUCAAGAACGAGGGCAUUGCCGAGGAGUUUCUCGCAGAAGAGCUCCUCCUCGAAGUUCCCUCUUCCAAGAAGUUUCUCGCUAAAGAACACAGCUAGCGGCGGUAGUAGUAGUAGUAACGUUAACCCUAAUUCAUCAUCAUCAUCAUUCUUGAGGAGCUCAUCCUUGAAGUUCUCAUCCUCCAAGUCAUCUUCUCUCUCGAGGAGCGGGUCCCAGAAGGGCGGCAGCUCUGGAUCGAACGUCACGAGGAAGUACAGCAGCUUGGCCAAGGAGCAGAAGGCGCGGUUCUACAUCAUGAGGAGGUGCAUUGCUAUGCUCGUCUGUUGGCAUAAGCACGGUGAUUCCUGAGAAGGGAACGGAUGCGCCGACCCCGCCGAGGUAGAGAGAUCAUCGCUCAAGAUUUUAGUUCAUUGAUUCAUUAUAUAUAUAUCUGUAACUAUCGAUUGAGAGGUUUUGUGUGAUCAUUGACAAGCUUGGGAUUAUUAAAAGCUAAAAAGGGGGGAUCAACAUCAACCCAUACAUGCCUGUUUAGUUACGCAGAAUUAAUCGCUCCCGAAAUUAUUUUAGAAUUGCUUUCUCUUUUCGGUCUUUACUGUUGCGUUUCUCCGGUAAUUAAAAGGGUUACCGAAGAAGCACGGCUCUGCACAUUCGACAUUGUUUUCCAACAUACUAGCUUGCUAGAAAUUAAAAUCAAGUGCUCUCUUCCGCAA